GCAUCUCGACUUGACUCAUCCCACCUUCAACGACCAUGAAGUAUUUUUCAACAAGAGGCGGCGAGCAACUGCUUUCGUUUGAAGAGACUGUGCUCACCGGUUUGGCACCAGACGGCGGCCUGUACAUCCCAGAGCAGAUCCCGCAGCUGCCCAAGGACUGGCGUACUACGUGGGCAAACCUCUCCUUCGUCGAGCUCUCCGUCGAGGUCCUCUCGCUGUACAUCUCCCCCGACGAGAUCUCGCGCGAUGAGCUGCGCGCGCUCGUCGAGAAGUCGUACGGCACGUUCCGUCACCCGGACGUGACGCCGCUGCACAAGCUGAACGACAAGACGUACAUCCUCGAGCUCUUCCACGGCCCGACGUUUGCCUUCAAGGACGUUGCGCUGCAGCUCCUUGGAAACCUUUUCGAGUUCUUCCUUGCGAGACGCAACGCGAAGAAGACGCCGGGUGAGAAGCGGGAGAGGCUGACUGUCGUCGGUGCGACGAGUGGCGACACUGGCAGUGCGGCGAUCUAUGGCCUGAGGAACAAGACUGACGUCUCGAUCUUCAUUCUCCAUCCGAAAGGACGUGUCUCGCCCGUACAGGAAGCGCAGAUGACCACUGUCACCGACGAGAAUGUGCACAAUAUCGCCGUCAAGGGUACCUUUGACGACUGCCAGGAUAUUGUCAAAGCACUCUUCGGCGACAAAGAAUUCAAUGCCAAGCACCGUCUCGGCGCUGUGAACUCCAUCAACUGGGCUCGCAUUCUUGCGCAAACGGUCUACUACUUCCUCUCCUACUUUCACCUCGGUCGCCAACUCUCGUCAUCACUCACGCCUGAGCAGCUCACCGAAGUCAAGAUCCAGUACGUCGUCCCCACUGGUAAUUUCGGCGACAUCCUUGCUGGUUACUACACGAAGGCCAUGGGCUUGCCCAUUGGCAAGCUUGUCAUCGCGACGAACUCGAACGACAUCCUCGCACGCUUCUGGAAGGGCGGUGCGUACGAGAAGGUUGACUCGUCGACGCUCAACGGCAGUGGCGCCGCCGCCCCAGCGGAAGGGUCGUCCGACGGCAGACAGGGUUCCAAUACAGGUGGUGUCAAGGAGACUUUAAGUCCCGCCAUGGAUAUUCUCGUGUCCAGCAACUUUGAGCGCUUGCUUUGGUACCUUGCUUACGAGGGAUUGGCCCACCGCAACGCGGAGACAAGGCGCGGCGCGUCAGAAACUGUGAACUCCUGGAUGCAGGCGGUCAAGAACGAGGGCCGCGUCCAGGUACCCACUGAGGUCCUUGAGCUUGCGCGCAGGGACUUCUUGGCUGAGCGUGUUACAGACGAGCAGACUUUGGAGACCAUCCAAUCCUACUUCAUGUCGGAGCCUUCGUAUGUUGCAGAUCCCCACACCGCCGUAGGCCUCGCGGCUGCUCGCAUGAUCUCCGCACAAAACGAAUCCUCUACUGUUCAAGUUGUCCUCUCGACCGCUCACCCAGCCAAGUUCUCUGAGGCCGUCACGCGCGCGCUGCAACACUCGCCCAAGUUCAACUUCGAGCGCGACGUGCUUCCGCUCGAGUUUCGUGGCCUUCUGGAGAAGGAGCGCAGGGUCAUUGACGUCGAGGCGCCUCGCAUCGAGCUGGUCAAAGAAGUCAUCGAGAGGUUUGCCCGAGAUGAGAGCGCGUCUGCAUCUGCGGGCGCGAGCGUGUAAUUGUGUAAAAGUAUUGUACUCAUUGCUGUCUAUUUAGAGCAAGCGAUCUCCAUUUUGCGCGGACGUUUGCCAUUGACAAGAUGCUUUCUAGUGAUUUGGCAAU
This is a messenger RNA of Phanerochaete carnosa HHB-10118-sp, 1779 nucleotides long. RefSeq lists its product as uncharacterized. Bases 36 to 1676 code for a protein of 546 amino acids. Gene Ontology annotation, biological process: L-threonine biosynthetic process. Gene Ontology annotation, molecular function: pyridoxal phosphate binding; threonine synthase activity. The transcript has 6 exons. NCBI's taxonomy places the organism in Eukaryota, Fungi, Basidiomycota, Agaricomycetes, Polyporales, Phanerochaetaceae. The record is from RefSeq and is a predicted model, not a curated record.